AUGCGCUCACCACUGGUCACGCACUGGAGCCGGCUCCUGCCCGGGGCUGUGUCCGGGGCCUCGGUGCACAGCACCAGCCGGCCUCCCGCCUCCGGGGGCCCCAGCCGUGUCUUCUUCAGGAAGUACACGGAGGAGCAAGGCCGGAAGCUGGGCCUGGCGGGCUGGGUGCGCAACACGCCGCGCGGGACGGUGACGGGGCAGGUGCAAGGGCCCAAGGACAAAGUGGAGAUCAUGAGGAACUGGCUGCGCAGCGUGGGCAGCCCCAUGUCCCGCAUCGACCGGGCCGUCUUCUCCAAAGAGCGGGAGGUCCGUGCCCUGGAGUUCACCGGCUUCAGCACCAAGUACUAGCCCGGCGCCCCUCGCCCUGCCCUGGGGAGCCCCCUCUGCCCGCCCCAGCCCUGCCCGCUGCCCCGGAGCAGGGUCCCUGCCUGUGCUCGCGCCGUGCUGGGGACUCAGUAAAGGAGAGAGCAAAACCCA
Alligator sinensis (Chinese alligator) is the source of this 477-nucleotide messenger RNA. RefSeq names its product acylphosphatase-2-like. The record is from RefSeq and is a predicted model, not a curated record. Bases 1 to 348 code for a protein of 115 amino acids. Gene Ontology annotation, molecular function: acylphosphatase activity. The transcript is spliced from 4 exons. NCBI's taxonomy places the organism in Eukaryota, Metazoa, Chordata, Crocodylia, Alligatoridae.